Symbiodinium necroappetens is the source of this 1167-nucleotide messenger RNA. The record is from the annotation of a GenBank genome assembly. NCBI's taxonomy places the organism in Eukaryota, Dinophyceae, Suessiales, Symbiodiniaceae.
AUGCUAAACAUUUGGCAAGCUUCGGGUAACAAGCUAACAUCUUUUCCUGUGGAGGAGCUGGCGAACGUGUUUGAUGUGAAACAUCUGAAGAGGCGCUUAAGCAAAGUGUGCGGUGCUUCGCGAUUUCGACAGCGACUGCUCCGAGACGGGACUAUCCUCCAGGACAGUGCCAUUGUGAUUGAGCCACAAGACCUUCAUUUGGUCUUGCUGCCUUUCUGCCGCAGUUCUGACAGUGACAAAGAGCGCGUGAAUGCGGCCAUAAGACGCGGGGAUGCUGAUUAUGUCGAGUCAGUGCUACAAGGCCCUCACGACCCAGAAGCCCUGACAACUCCGCUAUCUUCCCCCAUGGUUGUAGCAUCUUAUUACAGAUGCCUUGAGAUAGCGAAGCUGUUGCUCGAAGCCCGGGCUCAUGCCGAUCGUGCAGUGCAAGACGAGACUCCAUUGUUUGUGGCAGCAUCCAAGGGUUCUUUGGGCAUUGUGCAGUUGCUCUUAGCCGCCGGUGCUGACAAAGAUCGAUCAUGCAGAGGCAUGACCCCUCUGUUCGCCGCCGUCACUGGCACUAGCUCGAUUGAGUGCGGGAUUGAUUGCCAGUCUGUUGCGGGUCUCUUGUUGGAAGCGCGUGCUGGUUGCGACACUGUCAGCUGUUUCGGGGGCCAUCUAGCAACUCCUCUGUACUAUGCUGUUGCUUCCGAGCAGACGGCACUGGUCCCAUUGCUCCUGCGUGGCAGAGCUGAUCCAAAUCAUGUUUGUGCCAGGGGCAACACACCUCUCCACGUGGCUUCGGAGAAGGGAUUAGCGAUCACCGUGAAUCAGCUCUUGGCAGCGAGGGCAGGCGUGGAGUUUGUCCGCGCAACAGGGCAUACGGCGUUGCACUUGGCCUGUUCCCGGGGCUAUGACGAAAUCGUGCAGAAGCUGCUCGAAAGCUGUGCCGAUAGGGAUCAAGCUUCCAGUCAUGAUGGUAUGACGCCUCUUCAUUUGGCAUCUGCCCCAGGCCAUGCUUCAGCGGUCAGCCUCUUAUUACAGGCGCGGGCAGACAAGAACAAGGCAUGCAUCUCAGACGACACACCCUUGGACCUAGCACGGGCCGCGGGUCAUGCAGAGAUCGUGCAGCUGCUGGAGUGGAGCGGCUCGGGGAAGUCCUCCCGGAAGCGGAUUAGAGCGAGCUGA